AUGGCAAUGGUGGCUCAUUUUGACCUUGAAUUGUAUCAAAUGAAUGUGAAAACGUCUUUUUUUAAUGGUGAUCUUGAUAAAAACAUAUAUAUGGAACAACCGAAAGGUUUUGCAUCUACAGGUCAAGAAGGUGAAUUAGAUUGGAAAGCAGUGAAGAAAGUGCUUAGAUAUUUGCGGAGAACUAAGCAUUUUCAGCUUGUGUACAAUAAAUCAAAUGAAUUGGAAGCUGAAUGCUUUUCAGAUUCCGAUUUCAUGGGCUCAGUUAAGCUAAAAUCCACAUAUGGUUAUGUGUUUAUGAUCGCUAAAGGUGUUAUUUUUCAUGUCCCUAUUAUGGGUUGUCCACUAGUUAAGGGCAGACCUGUAGAUCACUACAAGUGGUAUCAAAGACGGUAUUUCCUUGGAAUGAUCAUGGAUGAUUUUAGUGCUUUAAUGAGUGCAAAUUGUGAACUAAUUAAUCUUCGAUUGGAUUACUGGAUUGAAUUUGGAAAUAAUUCGCCAAAUCAGAACCAGAAUCUCCUAAAUUUGUUGGACCUCAUCAAUCAUGCAGAGAGGAAGAUAGAGAUUCACACAAGAAAAUUUAACCAGGUACCAACAUCGGAGGAAACUUCAAUCGAAGUUGCUGAGGCUGCAGAAAUAAUGAAGAUGCAGGAUGUAAUUGGCAACGAAGAAUUUGUUGAAGACUCAAUUCACGCAGAGUUGGUCACCGAUUUUAGCCUAGAUUCGUCAACCCCAUCGGAAGAAGAAGAUGAUGAUUCUCUUGAGUUGGAGUUGAUUCCUCCAUAUUUCCUUGUUGAAUCUGAAGAUGUUGAUUCACUUACUGGUAGGAGUUUACCAUUUGAAGAAGUUGAAACACCAGAGAGAAUUGAUUUCUCCAAGGAUUUCAUUACUCACCUCGAUCUGAAUGUUUUGGUUGAGGAAGGUUAUACUGGUGAUGGCCAUAAGGAGAAUUUGAUGUUUCUGCAUUACCAAGAAGGUAAACCCUUCAAUCCUGGAGCUAAUUUUGUGGUGGAUUUUCAAAAUAGAAGCGCUGCAAAUCUUGAGGUAAAUAAUUUGAAUUCAUUUCAUAUGAACUUUAAGGAUGAACAUCAGCAGUUUGAAGAUUUGAAGUUGAUUAUGAAUAAUAAAGUAAAUCAAAUAUUAUCCCACUUCAUUUGUUUUAAGGGGUUGUAUUUCUUAGCAAACGUAACUCAGGUUACUUCUGUUGGUGAUGUUUCAACUAGUGUUAAUGAUAGUCGAAUGAUUUUUGAUAGAGGAAGGUUGUUGGAAUUCAAUAAGAGGUACUACUACUACAAAAACAGUUUUGAAUUCAGUUUUGGUGUAAUUAUUUCUUGUGGUUUUGAAUUGUUCUUUGCGAAGUCGUAUAUGUUUCUGUUUGUUAAAAUGGGUGAGAAUGAUGUUGGUAGCAAGCUGUUUGUUCUAAUAUCUCAGAGAAAUGGACCAGUGAUACUUCUACCAACAUGGGUGGUUGGAAUUAGUAUGUCACAUCAAGUGUUUGACAAAUUUUUGUUUUGGAAGAAGUUCCCUAGACUAAUCUCAUGACUCACCUUGCGAAGUUAUUACAUAAAUAUAUUAUCUCCCAUCAUGGUGGUAAUUGUACGUUGUGUGAUCGAGGUAAAAGAUGCAUAAUUGGAGUAUAAUUAUAUUGUUACUUAAUAAGUUUUGCUGCCACUGGUGUAAUUUUGUUGCGGAACGGUAAGAAAGUAACCACCCACGAGUGGAUUUGUAAACAGGGAUAUCAUUCAGAUUUUUUGUCUCAGGACUUAAUUGGUAUUAUCUUAGCCAAUAAAGAUGAUAAGAUUUCACAGAUGGGACAUGGUUUACUCAAUACGUCGGAUUAUGUAAUGAGACUUAUGGGUAGUGAAGAAUGUUUAUAUUAUUGUGGCAUGUAUUGUGCUGGAAGGGUAUUUGAUCGGGAAAGGAUGUUUAGUAUUCAUUCUGGGUUGGUCCAUAUGGUUGCAAUUAGUGGUGCAGUUGGAACAGCUAGAGCAGUUGCGAAAAUACCUCAAAAGGGAAAUGAGUAUUGUAACAUACUCAUUACUGGAAUGGCUGAACUGUCUAUCAGCAAGAAGGCACUUGAACUUUUGGAUCAAAUGCAUAAUAAUACCAGCUGGGGUUUUCAUGGUGAUAAUUCUCUAGUCUUACAACUGAAGUGCGGGUUUCUUUUCUAAUUGGAAAUUUUACAGAGGGAAUCAUUGAGGAUCUGUGUUGAAUCAAACAAACCAAAUGAUCUGUCACUAGUUCUUUCGAAGAGAAGUGAACGUGUAAUCUGGUUUCUUUUAUUUACUAUAUUGUCCAACUAUAUUCAAGACACUUUCUUACAUUUAUUCCUGAAUUAUCAAGGCCUGGAUUAUGGAUAUAGGGUGUUUGACCGUGGCAAGGAGUUUCACUUUAGGAGAUACUCUUGCUUUACUAUGGUAUUUUUUUAUCAAGAUACAAUGGGUUAUGUGUUUGCUAAAGAGAUGCAGGAAGUGAUUCUAACAAGCUGUUUGUUGAAUUUUUGUGGAAAAGUGAUAUAUUCAGGUGUAGCCGGUUUUUUUUUGAUAGAGGAAAAGUGAAGCUCAUUGAGGAGUCACCUGUUCUGUUUGUUAACCUGCAUAUUGUGCUUACAAAGGACUAUUACUGGACAAAAUUUCUGGUGGUGAAAAUCAAAGUGAUGCUUGUUCCGGUUAAUGGCGGUGUAUGCUCUUAUGGAUACCUGAGGUGGAAAUUCAGAUUGGUUCCACCUGGGUUUUGGAGUAUGCGAAGUGUUACAGUGAAGGUUCACUUCUCAGUUUUCAAUUUUUACAAAAAAUGGACUUCUCAUUCUAAGAGCCUUUGGGUUGUUCCGGUUUACAUAGAAGUUGGGUGGAACAGGGGUGAUGAUAAUACUCGAGCACAUGGUUUCCCUAAUGCCUAUGUAGAAUGGUUGAAUGAGGGUACAGGUGCACAUGUAAGUGAGAAUUUUUCCAGAAUAGGGUUGUUGUCUUUGUGUUAUGCUCGCUUUGUAUCCUGGUGCUGCUAUCGACUUUUGUCGCGAGUAUAUCCACCACCAAGGGGUUGUAUCCAGUUGGAGUUUUUACGAGGGUUGAGGAGCAUUCAGUGGUGAAAAUCUGCGCAUCUCAUAUUUCCACCGUAUGAGCAGAGAUGUAAUAUAUAUAUUUGUAUGUUGUUUGAUCGAGGUAAGAGGUAUGUACCUAGAUUAUUAGCAAGCUACUUGGUAAGUUCUGGGGCAACUAGUUCAACAGUGUUACCAAAUGCUAAGAAUAUUUUGAGAUCAACACAACUCCUUUGCAGGGAUGAAGUGUAUUCAGUCCAUGCUCCGGUGCUUCGUGUUUCAAAACUGUGGAUGAUUGUAGCAUUUUUGUGGUGGAAAAUUGAAUUGUUUUCUACAGGUACACUGAGUGCAGGACAUCUUAGUGGGAUUCACAUGGGAUUUUUAUCAGUUGGAUGGUUUGACGUGUACUGGUGUUAUAGAACCCAUCUGUUUUCCUUGGAGCGUUAAGCACAAUAGACUUACAUUUUUGAAGGUGGAUCUUCGAUUAAAUUUGAAGGAGGGCUUCAAUCAAGCUUGAAGACUACAGA
This is a messenger RNA of Papaver somniferum (opium poppy), 3561 nucleotides long. RefSeq lists its product as uncharacterized. Lineage: Eukaryota; Viridiplantae; Streptophyta; Magnoliopsida; Ranunculales; Papaveraceae. The coding region runs from base 1 to 1539 and encodes 512 amino acids. The transcript is spliced from 4 exons. The record is from RefSeq and is a predicted model, not a curated record.